GGUGAAUUUGUAUUUUCUCUCGUUUUCUCUCUCUUAUCCCCCUUUCCCUCAACAAUUCAACGUGUAACCUUAAACACUUGACACACCCUUAGCUGCGCUCCCAAACAACAUGCCAUGUAAACGCCGUCCCUUUAUUAGUUCUUCCCUUCGCUAACCUCGACCCUUCUGUCUUAAUUUCAGAUAAAGACAGUGACAAACCCGAGUUCUAUUUGGGUUUUCCAUUGUUGGGUGCCGACGAAUUUCGAACUCGGAAUUCGGACUGUCUUUGUUUUGUACCAUGGAAAAUGGAACAGGGGUAACGGCGGGGAGAGAGGUUGUGGGGAGAAAGUCGGAGAGGCCGUACAAGGGGAUAAGGAUGAGGAAGUGGGGGAAAUGGGUGGCUGAGAUUAGGGAGCCCAACAAACGAUCCAGGAUUUGGCUGGGCUCCUACGCGACUCCCAUGGCGGCGGCGCGUGCCUAUGACACGGCAGUGUUCUACCUUCGUGGCCCGUCUGCGAGGCUAAACUUCCCGGAGCUUUUGGUCGGUGAGAGAGCCGGCGGUGCGCUCGGUGUGGACAUGUCGGCGGCUUUGAUACGGCAGAAGGCCAUCGAGGUUGGCGCGAGAGUCGAUGCGCUCGAGGCAGCGCAUCAUCGUCAUAAUCAUAACCUUGAUUAUAAUCGAGCGUACGAGCAGAACCAUCAUCAGACAGGCGGCGCCGCUGAGAUGAAGCCAAGUGGCGGGUUUUUUCGGCGGGUUGACUUGAACAAAUUGCCCGACCCGGAAGAUUCGUAAUAAUCAGCGGUUGGGUUUGUUUCUCCGUUUGUCCUCUUUUGGCGGCUGAGAAGGGAGCAGGAUAGUCGCUAAGAUGCACCGCUGUGGUAGCUAACGUGCGCCGUGGAGGUAAGCUUAGGUGACAAAUUAAUGCCAAGGGCUUUGGCUUUAUGUUAAAUUGUUAAUUGGUACCGUAGAAAAAAAAAAAAAAGUUGUUAGUAGUGUAAUGGAAGCUUUUCUGUUUUUUUAUUUAGACCCUUUUCAUUUGAACUUUGUUCUCAAAAUUUUGCUUUGUAUAUGAUAAUUGUAUAUUAAGGCCCUCUUAUUUUAGAUUUAGAUAUCUACUUUAGCUUAGUUAAUGUCUUCUACUCUUCGCCCCAUUUUCUGGUUUAUGGUAAAAGAGGGUGUUUGAGAGAGGAAAUCAAGUUAUGAAAUAAGAAAAUUGAAGUACA
Rubroshorea leprosula is the source of this 1203-nucleotide messenger RNA. The record is from the annotation of a GenBank genome assembly. Lineage: Eukaryota; Viridiplantae; Streptophyta; Magnoliopsida; Malvales; Dipterocarpaceae.